GAUGUAACUUUAUAUUUUUAAGAAAAAUUUUCUAGUAAUAAUAAUAAUAAGUUAAAUUUAGUAAUUGAUAAAACAUAAUAUGUCUAAAAGCGAUGAUAAUAAUAAUAAAGUAAACUGGUCGACUGUGGUUUUAAAUGAUACUGGUAAAUUUCUCGAAGCUAUAACAACUGGCCAUAAAUGUCAAACACGUUUUCGGCUCAUACCUACCGAACAUUUAAAUAAAGCUACCCGUGCAGGUAUUAUUGAUGGCAAUCUCGGCAGAUUAGGUCAAGAUGGAUAUCCUAAAGGUGCGCCAAUUAUACGUUUUGACAAUCCUCACGGCGGUAAAGGAGUUUCGCAAAGUCCGCACAUCAAUAUCGAUCCGAAAGGCUUUUCUAAUGCAAAUAAUCCUCACAUCCGAGUGCCGGCCAGUCUUAUAGAUUGUGCCGAUAAAGUCGACAAAAUACUGAAAGGUGUUUCAAAAUGGUUGACCAUCGCAGCCGUAAUCAUCGAUGGCGUCCGGAUCUGUGCCGCCAUUUACGAAGACUGCACCGCAGAUGAUAAUCAUGUUUUACCGAUGAGAACAAUCAGAACAAUCGCCGAAAUUGCCGGCGGAUGGAUUGGCGGCGCAAUAGGUGCCAAAUGUGGCGCUGUAUUGGGUGCCGCUAUCGGUGCCUGUGUUGGCUCAUUGUUUGGCGGUGUUGGUGCAGUCAUAGGGGCGCCUAUUGGCGCUAUAAUUGGUGGACUGGUUGGAGGUACAGUGGGUGGUUUGCUUGGUAGAUAUUUGGCCGGACAGUUUAUUGAUAGGCAACUUGGAAGUGGAGGUGAUGGAAACACUGCUAAAUUUGUGGAUAUGGUCGAUGUAUUUGAAACGGGUUGGCCAUUGUUUACUAUUGUUGGUCUCAACCCAUUGCUAUCAGUGAUACCAUUUUUUGCCAGUACCUUGACUUCACCAAUAUCACCAGUAUCCAUUUUAAAUCCAAUUGGUUUUGGUGCAAUUGGUGGAUUAAUUGAUUAA
Messenger RNA from Oppia nitens, 997 nucleotides. RefSeq lists its product as uncharacterized. The transcript has 4 exons. The coding region runs from base 80 to 997 and encodes 305 amino acids. Lineage: Eukaryota; Metazoa; Arthropoda; Arachnida; Sarcoptiformes; Oppiidae. The record is from RefSeq and is a predicted model, not a curated record.